CUCUCUCUCUCUCUCUGAAUUAGCAUGUCUUCAUCAUUUCUUUCUAUAUAUGCCAGAUCAAACAACCUUAGCCCCUUAGACCUUUGUCUCUGCUUUUUCCAAGAAGAGAAAAGAGAAAAAUUACUAGACUAUAAAACACACUACGUACUUUACGAAGAAAGUUGCUCCAAGAAACAGAGAUGGGUAGACCACCUUGUUGUGAUAAAACAGGUGUGAAGAAAGGACCAUGGACUCCUGAAGAAGAUAUUAUGUUGGUCUCUUUUGUUCAAGAACAUGGUCCAGGGAAUUGGAGGACUGUUCCCAGUCAUACAGGGUUGCGUAGAUGUAGCAAGAGCUGCAGGCUACGGUGGACUAAUUAUCUCAGACCAGGAAUCAAGAGAGGUAGCUUCACUGAUCAAGAAGAGAAGAUGAUUAUCCAGCUUCAGGCUCUUUUAGGCAACAAAUGGGCUGCCAUAGCUUCAUAUCUCCCGGAGAGAACAGAUAACGACAUUAAAAAUUAUUGGAACACUCAUUUAAAGAAGAAGCUAAAGAGGCUUGAAGCAAGUGAUCUAUACUCAAAUGAUGGAAAUUGUUUAUCAUCUUUAAAUUCAACCUCCAGAGGCCAAUGGGAAAGGACACUUCAAGCUGAUAUAAACACAGCCAAACAAGCUUUACAAAAUGCCCUGUCACUAGAUAAAUCAAGCCCGAUUCACGACUAUACAAUUACUGAUGUGAAGCCCACAAAUAUUGGAUGUUAUCCAUACAUAAAACAAGAAGUGAAAAUGUCUACUACUACUUACGCAUCAAGUGCUGAAAACAUAGCCAAAUUACUCAAACAAUGGACCAGAAGUGAUUCUACAAACAAUUCCGAACAAUCAAAGGCUUCGUCAAGUACUCAAUUUUCUUGUAAUACUACUAAUAAUAAUGUCAUGACCGAAUAUUCGUCUUCAUUUGAACCCUCGAAUUCAGAUCAAUUUUCACAGGCUGCGACCCCUGAAGCUGCUGGUAAAUUUCAUGGUGAAAGCAAAAGAGAAAUGGAUGAUGAAAUUCCAUUGUCGGUAAUGCUGGAGAGUUGGCUGUUUGAUGAAACUGACGAUUUAUUAAUUUAGAAGGAUUUUUUUUUUUGCUUUUCCAUUUUGGGGGUGUUCUAUUUUGUUUUUUCUUACUCCCAAAUCCCCAAUUAGUUAAUAGUAGCAGCUAGGGAUGGAUGUGAAAUACUGAAAUCCUUAUUCUUAUUUUUUUGUCUGGUACAAUGCUUUUGAACAUUAGUGUAUAUUUUAGCUUUCAUAAUUAAGCAAAGCGCAAAACUCUACUUUUGUGCUUUGCUUAAUUAUGAAAGCUACUUAUUCUCUAAAGUGUACUGAAAUU
This is a messenger RNA of Solanum dulcamara, 1347 nucleotides long. Its product is annotated as myb-related protein 306-like. The record is from RefSeq and is a predicted model, not a curated record. The transcript is spliced from 3 exons. Lineage: Eukaryota; Viridiplantae; Streptophyta; Magnoliopsida; Solanales; Solanaceae. Bases 180 to 1088 code for a protein of 302 amino acids. Gene Ontology annotation, biological process: response to auxin.